Lipotes vexillifer (Yangtze River dolphin) is the source of this 525-nucleotide messenger RNA. RefSeq names its product PDZ domain containing 11 (gene PDZD11). The coding region runs from base 1 to 525 and encodes 174 amino acids. The record is from RefSeq and is a predicted model, not a curated record. Gene Ontology annotation, molecular function: protein binding. The transcript has 7 exons. Lineage: Eukaryota; Metazoa; Chordata; Mammalia; Artiodactyla; Lipotidae.
AUGAAAAGGAGAAGCCCAGCGGAGACGACAACAAAGAACCAAAGCCCCAGGGUACCAGGACAGGCAGAUCCUGAGCUAAGGGCCUUGCUGGAGAUGGACAGCCGGAUUCCUUAUGAUGACUACCCGGUGGUUUUCCUGCCUGCCUAUGAGAAUCCCCCAGCAUGGAUUCCUCCUCAUGAGAGGGUAUACCACCCAGACUACAACAAUGAGUUGACCCAGUUUCUGCCCCGUAUCAUCACACUGAAGAAGCCCCCUGGAGCUCAGUUGGGAUUUAACAUCCGAGGAGGAAAGGCCUCCCAGCUAGGCAUCUUCAUCUCCAAGGUGAUUCCGGACUCUGAUGCACAUCGAGCAGGACUUCAGGAAGGGGACCAAGUCCUAGCUGUGAAUGAUGUGGAUUUCCAAGAUAUUGAGCACAGCAAGGCUGUUGAGAUCCUGAAGACAGCUCGAGAAAUCAGCAUGCGUGUCCGCUUCUUUCCCUUGGAUAAUUUGGAUUAUCACCGCCAGAAAGAGAGGACUGUGCACUAG